AUGCGUAUUUUCGUCUUGAUUGGGCUUUUCGGACUCUUCCUCAUUGCUGCCCCGCACAGUCAUCGUUGCAUUUCGUGCAUGGACCACAGAUUGUUGGAUUCAUCGUUUUUUGCUAAAAUGACUGCUAAGCAGAUGCUCGCCUGGAAGCACCGAAGAAUUUUGCCGCAAUGCCAAAAUACCGCUGCCGUUACACUCGUCAAUUGCAAUAGCUCCUGUGUGAAAAUCAAUAUGGCUCAGCACACGAAUGGCAACCAUUGGGCCGUUAUUGGAAAAUACUACGACUGUCAAACUUCCGAUCUUGCUCAAUUUUUGACCAGCAAGAAAGAGAGUGACCCAUAUUUAUACAUCUUGCAAGAAUUUUCGGAUGGCAAUCAAAUCAGCGAUCUCACGGGAAACUUUCUCGACAAUUUCUAUAACAGUUAUUUGGUUGGUAUUGCCAUUGUAUUUGCUUUUGUCAUCGCCAUCCUCACCUACUAUUUCAUUGAAAGUCUUGGAAAUAUUUUCGGAUUUCGCGUUUUCGGAUUCAUAAAUAACCCGAUUGAAAGCAAUGACAACUAA
Messenger RNA from Caenorhabditis bovis, 558 nucleotides. Lineage: Eukaryota; Metazoa; Nematoda; Chromadorea; Rhabditida; Rhabditidae. The record is from the annotation of a GenBank genome assembly.